Elaeis guineensis (African oil palm) is the source of this 586-nucleotide messenger RNA. NCBI's taxonomy places the organism in Eukaryota, Viridiplantae, Streptophyta, Magnoliopsida, Arecales, Arecaceae. The record is from RefSeq and is a predicted model, not a curated record.
AUGGCCCCUGUGAUCUGGUUAUCAAACAGGUACAAGGAGAUGAGGUUGCUUAAAUUGCCCAACCCAGAAGGUAUCCCUCCCUGGAUCUGGUUGCUACCAGCAUCAAAUAUUAGAAGAUGUGUCGAGAGGUUCCCCAUGGAUUCAGGAAGAUUUCCAUCAAACCCAUUUUCUGACAUAUAUAGAUACUCUAGGCCCCUGCAGUUGGACAAAAAGGCAAGGAAGUCGAACCGUCCGCCCAACCCGUUCGCUUCUACAUUAAAAAAUUGUAGGGCCACCAAGUUCCCAACUGUGGCGGGCACUGUUCCCGUCAAGGGAUUAUGGGACAGGUCCACGCUAACGAGUCUGGAAGCGUUGCCGAUAGAAUCAGGGAUUGCACCUGUCAGACGAUUCGCCGCUACCUGCAACAUCUGGAGCUUAGAAAGUUGGCCAAUCUGUUUGGGAAUUUUCCCGUGCAGGCUGUUUUCGACCAGAUCCAGUGUACUUAGUCUUGUGAGGUUGCUGAGGGCGCUCGGGAUCGUUCCAGUGAGGUAAUUGUUAGCCAAAGUUAAGAAUGUGAGCUCUGACAAGGUUGCCAAUUCCUCCGGAA